GUGAAGGGUGAUCCACACUGUCAUCAGAUCAGACCAUCUAUCUCUGAAUCUAAACCAAACGCCCACAUGUCGGCCUCCGAAACUUCAAAACCGGACGCGAAACCCUCGUCGAAUGAUCCACCUGAAUUCAACUUUAUCGGCCAAGUCAUCCCCGAUUUACCGUCGGUUCCCGGACCUGAAUUUGAUGCACAUGCACUCGCCGCCGCGGACAUCAAAGAAGUCGAAGCCCUAAUUGACGCUUUGACAGGCGAAGCUGAUAAAGAAGCUGCGCCUGCAGAAGGCCCCAUAGCUGCCGAAAAGAUGGAGCUGCCGUCGCCUUCGCCCCCGUCUUCUUCUCAACCCGGGGAAUCCACCCCACAGAUUGCAAAGACAGAGCCUGAAUUGGAUUUCGAAGCCAAUAAUUCAGAGGAUGUGCACAUGCAGACCCCGGCUCCUGAGGUGGUCGAGCCCCUAUCGCAAUUUCCCCCACGGAAGAGGGGCAGAGGGGCGGCGAAAACGGGCCUCGAGCUAGCGAUCGUGCCUGCGUCGCAAGAUUUGCCGGACUGGUUACCACCGGGUUGGCGCAUGGAGAGCAGAGUCCGGAGCUCUGGUGUUACUGCUGGAAUGAGAGACAGGUAUUUCUAUGACCCAGUCUCAGGUCGUCAGUUUAGGUCAAAGAGGGAAGUGCUCUGCUUUUUGGAAACAGGAAUGUCUGGAAGGCAGAGGGCAAAAUCAAAGAAGAAAGACACCAAUGCUGAUGUAACGCCUUUGAAGACGUCUGAGCAUCCUAGCUCAGGAGGAAAGAGGGCUAAUGGUUCGACCUUUGAUUUUCUCAACCGGCCAGCAAAAGUUAAGUGGGUUCUUACUGAUUCGGCUACAGGGUCUUGGACCCCCUUUAUUGGUGAUGAAAAGUUGCCUGAAUCCAGAAAGCAAGAAUGGGCUACAGCAUUUAAAUCCAUUGCUCUCAGAAACAGUGGUAGUACCAUGUUUCAAAGCAGGUAAUGCAGAGACUUCUCAAUGAUCACAGGUCACCAACUGGAAGAAUCACUUCUGGAGAUCUAGCCUGAGCGGUUUUUGAGCACCUUGCAACAACAGGUAAGCAGGCAUUGACUGUCUGAAUCCAAACAAUUGAAAACUUCCUUGAAAUGCAACAGACACCUUGAUGGCCUGACUCUAGCAAUAAACGCCUCAAUGUCCUGUGAAAAGGUUGUCUUUUUGUUGGGUGACAUGCAUGAGGGUGGUGCAUGAAUUCCUGCUUUUCCCUGUCACAUCCUUAACGAGAUCAUCUCUUUAUUAACAUGUAUAUUUAGAAUCAAUCUGAACAAGAAAAGGGUGUCAACUGGGAAUGUUCGAGGUUUGAUGCAUGGUCUGUAAGAUGAAUUUUAUGAAUUAUAAGGUGUGCUUGAAGCUUACUGAAUUGCAUGGUCUAUUAUAGAAAUCAUUGUCGUAA
Messenger RNA from Nelumbo nucifera (sacred lotus), 1429 nucleotides. RefSeq lists its product as uncharacterized. Gene Ontology annotation, molecular function: DNA binding. The record is from RefSeq and is a predicted model, not a curated record. Lineage: Eukaryota; Viridiplantae; Streptophyta; Magnoliopsida; Proteales; Nelumbonaceae.